Molecule: messenger RNA, 2674 nt
Organism: Gossypium arboreum
Lineage: Eukaryota; Viridiplantae; Streptophyta; Magnoliopsida; Malvales; Malvaceae
Product: dihydroxy-acid dehydratase, chloroplastic-like
Exons: 14
Coding region: 443-2263 (606 amino acids)
Biological process (GO): branched-chain amino acid biosynthetic process
Cellular component (GO): chloroplast stroma
Molecular function (GO): dihydroxy-acid dehydratase activity
Source: RefSeq, a predicted model, not a curated record
UUAAUAUAGAAUCAUUAUCCGCUUACCUUAUUUUGUGGCUAUCUUUCAGAAGAUAACAACAGAAAAACGACACACACGCGCGCACAUUACCAACCACAGUUUUGACCGGCUCUCCUCUUCGUCUUCCAUUUACCCAUAAACUAUUUUAUGCAAUAAAUAAAAUAAAAGCAUUGCCCUCUCACCCCUCUCUAAAGCCACCCUUAUUUCCGCUCCCUCCGCCGGUUAGUCCCUAUACUCUGUACCACGCGCCACCGUGCUUUAUACCUGAAUCUAAACUCAUCUUUUUGGGACCCACACGAAGAUUUGUUCUUAUCCUGUAACCUUAAAUAAGCAUGUGUAUCAGUGCAUGGUACGUGUGUCUAGCAGUCAUUCCUUACAAGCAACUAAGUAAAGUGUAGUCAGCUUUUUUUGAUCCCCUACCUUAAACCCAUCCCCCGCCGCCAUGCAAGCCACUAUUCUAACCUUACGCGCCACUGUAAUCCCCACGAAUAAACCACUCACCCCUCCUCCAAACCGCCGCCGAUGUCUUUUCAUAACGGCACAAUCCCAAGCAGCCGUAACACCCGACCCUCCCUCUCCACCCACAGUAAAACUCAACAAAUAUAGCUCAAGAGUAACGGAACCGAAGUCACAAGGCGGGUCCCAGGCGAUGCUAUACGGGGUAGGAUUAUCAGAAGACGACAUGUCGAAACCCCAAGUGGGAAUUUCGUCGGUGUGGUACGAGGGGAACCCGUGCAACAUGCAUUUGUUGAAGCUGUCGGACGAGGUGAAACGGGGUGUUGAGGACGCUGGGAUGGUUGGGUUUAGAUUCAAUACGGUCGGAGUAAGCGAUGCGAUUUCGAUGGGGACGAGGGGAAUGAGCUUCAGUUUGCAGUCAAGGGAUUUGAUUGCUGAUAGUAUUGAAACGGUUAUGGGUGCUCAGUGGUAUGAUGGCAAUAUCUCUAUUCCCGGUUGUGAUAAAAAUAUGCCAGGUACACUUAUUGCAAUGGGGAGGCUCAAUCGGCCAAGUCUUAUGGUUUAUGGUGGAACUAUCAAGCCUGGUCAUUUUCAAGGCAAUACAUAUGAUAUAAUAUCUGCCUUCCAGUGUUAUGGAGAGUAUGUUAGUGGAUCAAUAAGUGACGAGCAGAGAAUGAAUGUUGUCCGUAACUCAUGCCCUGGAGCUGGGGCCUGUGGGGGAAUGUAUACUGCAAAUACAAUGGCUUCAGCAAUUGAAGCUAUGGGAAUGUCUCUUCCUUACAGCUCUUCAAUACCUGCUGAAGACCCAUUGAAAUUGGAUGAAUGUCGUUUGGCUGGAAAGUAUUUGCUUGAAUUGUUGAAAAUGGAUUUAAAACCCCGAGACAUUAUCACCCGCAAAUCUUUACAUAAUGCAAUGGUUAUUGUCAUGGCCCUAGGUGGGUCAACCAAUGCCGUAUUGCAUUUAAUUGCUAUAGCUAGGUCUGUUGGUCUUGAAUUGACUCUUGAUGAUUUUCAGAAGGUUAGUGAUGAAGUUCCAUUUCUGGCUGAUCUGAAGCCCAGCGGGAAAUAUGUCAUGGAAGAUGUGCAUAAGAUUGGAGGAACACCUGCUGUUAUUCGUUAUCUUUUGGAGUUUGGGUAUCUAGAUGGGGAUUGCAUGACUGUGACUGGGAGGACAUUGGCAGAAAACGCAAAAAGUUAUCCUUGUUUACCCGAGGGGCAGGAUAUCCUAAAACCGGUGUCAAAUCCUAUCAAGAAAACGGGGCACAUCCAAAUAUUAAGAGGGAAUCUUGCACCAGAGGGUUCUGUAGCAAAAAUUACAGGAAAAGAAGGACUAUAUUUCUCUGGUCCUGCACUUGUCUUUGAAGGAGAGGAAGCUAUGCUAGCAGCUAUCUCAGAGAAUCCUAUGAGUUUUAAGGGAAAAGUAGUAGUCAUUAGAGGGGAGGGACCCAAGGGGGGCCCAGGCAUGCCUGAAAUGUUGACACCAACUAGUGCAAUAAUGGGAGCAGGUCUCGGAAAGGAUGUUGCAUUGCUCACUGAUGGUAGAUUUUCCGGAGGUUCACAUGGAUUCGUUGUAGGCCAUGUUUGCCCUGAAGCACAGGAGGGUGGCCCCAUUGGUCUAAUCCAGAAUGGGGACGUCAUCAGCAUUGAUGUUCAGAAGAGGACCAUUAAUGUUCAGCUGAUGGAUGAUGAACUAAAUGAGCGAAGAAAGACAUGGACUCCACCUCCUUACAAGGCUAACAGAGGAACUUUGCAUAAGUACAUCAAGAAUGUGCAAUCGGCUUCCAUGGGAUGUGUUACAGACGAAUAAGCAAUAGCCAAAAUGAUAAACUGGGAAAGAUUAUAGAGUGAAAAUAGGCUUGAAUCCGUGCUCACUCCAUUGUGAUGCACGAGGUCUUUUUGCAGCUCAGGCCUGGUUUAAACUUCUUGCUACAAAUUUUUAGGUUUAAUGUUAAUUGGUUUAAACUUUCUGAGUUGGAUGUUUGAUAUAGGCCUUUGUUAUUUUUUUAUCUCAUGCGACGUUUACGAUUUCUGAUGAUGUUGCCUGUGUGUAGAUCUUGUGAGGGAGUUAAGUUGGGGUUUUACCCAUUUUCACUUUUAGACAAUGUUAUUUGAACUGACCGGACUGGACUAGCCAGUUGAAUCAGGAAUCAGCCAGUGUACCAAGGCUUUGAAUCAAUUGACUGGAGAACCGGUAAGAAUUGAUUGAAUUGGGUAAAAA